AUGAGUUACGUCGCCAAGGACAAGGACGUCGAUGCCGGCGCUCCUUCCCAGAAGAUCCACAAGAUCAGGAUCACCCUGACCAGCCGCAAUGUCAAGAACCUCGAGAAGGUCUGCGCCGACCUCAUCUCGCGUUCCAAGGACAAGCAGCUGAACGUCAAGGGCCCUGUCCGCCUUCCCACAAAGGUCCUCAGCCACACGGUGCGCAAGUCGCCCUGUGGUGAAGGCUCCAAGACCUGGGACAGGUUUGAGCUCAGGAUCCACAAGCGUCUCAUCGACCUCCACAGCCCCUCGGAGAUUGUCAAGCAGAUCACUCGUAUCUCCCUGGAGCCUGGUGUGGAGGUCGAGGUCACCAUGAUCGACGCUUGA
Messenger RNA from Tilletiaria anomala UBC 951, 366 nucleotides. Its product is annotated as putative 40s ribosomal protein s20. NCBI's taxonomy places the organism in Eukaryota, Fungi, Basidiomycota, Exobasidiomycetes, Georgefischeriales, Tilletiariaceae. The record is from RefSeq and is a predicted model, not a curated record. Gene Ontology annotation, biological process: translation. Gene Ontology annotation, molecular function: structural constituent of ribosome. The transcript is spliced from 3 exons. The coding region runs from base 1 to 366 and encodes 121 amino acids. Gene Ontology annotation, cellular component: cytosolic small ribosomal subunit; ribosome.